CACACCACCUACCGGAAUUGAUCAUGUGACCAGAAAUUCUGUUCAAAAUGGCAGACAUGGCAGAACAUGAAAAUGACAUUCAGCCAACUGACUUUUCAAAAGUAUUGGUCGAUAUACCCCUCAUUACGGACUGUGUUUUCAGAAAACUUCCCAUGAGGACGCUGAAUACUUGUGCUAGGGUUUGCAAAUUAUGGCAUGAGGCAGUUCAGAAGAUGAAGCGGCGAAGACAGGAAAGUUUAUGGCUCCUUUUCACACUGCCGUCCGAUACUGACUUCACUGAAGCUUCCUCAGUUCAAGUUUCUGAACAAAUUGAUGACAGAUUAAAAGUAAUGUCAAGUCAACCUAGCACAGCCCUCCUUUUCCUUUCAACAUCUGCACUUGAGCACCCAAUCCCCAUUCCAAGAGAUAUAUCCUCAACAAAUACUCGUCCAAGAGCAUGCAAGCAAGAAAAAGUUGAGAUACCAGCCUACCUGAGGAGAGCUUUACCCGACACAUGUACUCUAAUUGGAAUGACAACUGAUGGAAUUAUAGGUACUGUGACUGAUAACUGUCAUCCAGUUGAGCUGGAAAACUGUGAUGCAGGAUCUCUUCUCCUUCUUCCAAAAAUAAAUGGACUUGGUGUGCAUACAUUUACUUUAACUGAAGAUGCUUUCAGUAUGUCAAAUCCGUCUCGGGAAGAUUUGGAGCGAAUUUCCGGGAUUCCUGAUCAUCAGGAUAUAAAAGUGCUAUUCUUAUUCUUUGGUGUGGACUCUUCUGUUGCCUUUACAUCUGCUGAAGACACAAUGGUCAAGGCCUUCGUUUAUGAAUAUAAAGAUAUUGUUGUAGCUGGUGGAUAUGUGGACAAUCUGAUAUACAUGAAUGCCAACAAGACAAAGAUCACAGAAAAUGAUGUUGCUGUUGGCAUAGCUCUUUACGGAGAUCGGAUCAAGAUGGCAUCAACAAUUCUGGACCAGUCUGUCAAAUCCACCAAAAAGGCGGAAGAAUGCAUAAAAAAAUUGAAGGACACAAACAUACCAGUUGACUCGUCACAUCAUUCAUUCGGUUUCCAGUUUGCUUGUGUUGGGCGGGGUUACCACCAGUAUCAUAAAAACAAUGUGGAAGCAGACAUUUUUAGAAAAUUCUUUCCAAAUAUUCCUCUGUUGGGAUUCUUUGGAGGUGGUGAAAUUGGCCUGAAUUAUUUACCCGACUAUUCUGGAUCUGAAACGUCCAAGAAGGAAAUAGAUCCCUUCCUGAGAAUGAACCACUCCUACACGACUAUAAUGUGUCUUCUUUCAGUUCCUAAGAAUAAAGUUUCACUCUGACAGUGUUAGUACAUGUAUUUAUGGUGGUCUUUAAUCGAAUUCAGGGGAGCCACACAGCCCCCAAAGUUCAGUGAUAGAUUUGGGUUCCUCCUAUUCAAGAUCAUAACAUGUAAGGUUAGAUUUUGUAUCAACUAUUCUUAAAUAAUUAAAUAGCCCAUCAAAUCAACUUUUUAGUUUUGUGGUGUUUUUGUCCAAAAUC
Molecule: messenger RNA, 1500 nt
Organism: Lineus longissimus
Lineage: Eukaryota; Metazoa; Nemertea; Pilidiophora; Heteronemertea; Lineidae
Product: F-box only protein 22-like
Exons: 5
Coding region: 48-1301 (417 amino acids)
Biological process (GO): protein polyubiquitination; positive regulation of proteasomal ubiquitin-dependent protein catabolic process
Molecular function (GO): protein binding
Source: RefSeq, a predicted model, not a curated record